This is a messenger RNA of Vitis vinifera (wine grape), 1849 nucleotides long. Its product is annotated as S-locus-specific glycoprotein S13-like. The coding region runs from base 207 to 1244 and encodes 345 amino acids. The transcript is spliced from 3 exons. Gene Ontology annotation, biological process: recognition of pollen. Lineage: Eukaryota; Viridiplantae; Streptophyta; Magnoliopsida; Vitales; Vitaceae. The record is from RefSeq and is a predicted model, not a curated record.
CCAAUUCUAAUGCUUGAGCCCUUAAACCUACAUAACACGGUACUCUGUUGGACUAAGACUGAAAGCCUGGCCAAGUCAAAAACUGCAGCGUUGUCCUCUUGAUGCUGUGUCUUGGACAAAUUCCAGGAAAAACCUACAUCAGAGAAAUUUUAGUAUUUUUUUAAACUAGUGUAUAGAAGUCUUCCUUCCAUCUGUGAGAAACGUCAAUGGAGACCCAUCUUUUCUUCGCCAUCUUUUGUGCUUGGAUUUGUCUCUCAGUUCCCUUGGAGUUCUGUAUUGCAGCUGAUUCCAUAAGGAUGGACCAAUCCAUAAGCCAUGGUGAGACUUUAGUUUCCUCAGGCCAAAGUUUUGAACUAGGCUUCUUCUCUCCUGGAAGCUCCAAAAACAGGUACUUGGGAAUAUGGUACAAGAAUACACCCCAGACAGUUGUAUGGGUUGCAAACAGAAACAACCCAAUUGCAGAUUCUUACGGAGUUUUAACCAUCAUCAACAAUGGCGCACUUGUUCUUCUCAACCAGUCAAAGAGUGUAAUCUGGUCUCCCAAUUUGUCAAGGGUACCUGAAAAUCCAGUUGCACGGCUCCUAGAGACUGGAAAUCUUGUUCUCAGGGACAGUAGUAAUGAAAGUUCUGAAAGCUAUAUAUGGCAGAGCUUUGAUGAUCCAUCAGACACAAUGUUGCCACGCAUGAAGGUGGGAUGGAACUUAAAGACUGGUCUACAACAAAAAUUGACAUCAUGGAGAAGUGCUGAUGACCCAUCCCUUGGAGACUUCUCUUACAGAAUUGAUAUUAAUGUGCUGCCUUACGUGGUUCUUGGUGUGGGAUCAAGCAAAAAAGUCCGUUCCGGGCCGUGGAAUGGACUUGAAUUCAAUGGUGUUCUUGUGUUGGACUACUUGGUUUACAAAGCAGUUUUUGUUAACAACGACGAUGAGGUAUAUACCCUCUGUGAGUCUAACAACAAUAAGAUCAUUUCAAGACUAACAUUGAACCAUUCAGGUUUCCUCCAGAGUCUGGUAUCAAAAAAAGGAAGCUCUGACUGGGAUGAUUUGUACUCAAUUCCCAGUGAACUUUGUGUAAAUUAUGGCCAUUGUGGUGCUAAUGGUAUCUGCAGAAUUGGCAAGGCGCGGAUUUGUGAGUGUUUGCCAGGUUUCACACCAAAUUCACAAAAAGAAUGGGACAUGUUUAAUACAUCAAGUGGAUGCAUCGAAGAAGGCCUUUGGAUUGCCAAAGUGAAGAGGGAUUUGUAAAGGUUACAGGGGUGAAAUUGCCCGACUUGAUAGAUUCUCAUGUGAUUAAUAGUGUGAGCCUUAGGGAGUGUGAGGUGUCAUGCUUGAACGACUGUUCUUGUACAGCAUAUGCCUACUCAAAUGCAUAUGCUUACUCAAAUCCUAAUGGAAACGGUGGCUGUUUGAUGUGGUCUGGGGACCUGAUUGAUAUCAGAGAGUUAACUUCAGAAAAACAUGCGGAGGACAUCUAUAUCCGCAUGCACACUUCAGAGCUAGGGUUAAACACUUAUCAGAAGAAAAAACUAGUGAUCAUCCUUGUUAUAUCUACCUUUUCUGGAAUCCUCACCUUGGGCUUAGCAGUCUGGUUUCUAUUUCAGAAGAAGAGAACAAUGGGAGCAGACCAGGAAAGCAAGGAGAACUUAGAGUUACCUUUGUUUGACUUGCCUACCAUUGCAACUGCUACUAACAACUUCUCCAACACCAAUAUGAUUGGAGCAGGUGGCUUUGGGUAUGUGUACAAGGUAAUAUACGCCAUCUUAUGCAUCAGGAUAACCCAAAAAUGAUUUCAAAAGAAAGAAGUGUUAGCUUUUUUCCUAUAAUGUGUGGCCAUAUAUAAUUAUAUUUAU